Molecule: messenger RNA, 6639 nt
Organism: Peromyscus maniculatus bairdii (prairie deer mouse)
Lineage: Eukaryota; Metazoa; Chordata; Mammalia; Rodentia; Cricetidae
Gene: Magi1
Product: membrane associated guanylate kinase, WW and PDZ domain containing 1
Biological process (GO): signal transduction
Cellular component (GO): cytoplasm; cell-cell junction
Molecular function (GO): protein binding
Source: RefSeq, a predicted model, not a curated record
CCGCGCUCCGCCGAGCGGAGUAGAAUGAACUGUAACAAAACAAGCCGAGCCUUUGUAUCUGCUUAAAGGGGCCGCGGCCACUUCCCUCGCGUCCCCUCACCCCCGCCCCGCGCCGCCGCGUCUCCAGGGCUCCCGGCAACUAGCUUGGAAAGGGCUUCCCUCGCGCCGAGGAGCGGCCGGCCGGGCGCGGAGCAGGCGCGGCGCGUGUGGAGAAAAGCCGCGGAGCGGAGAGCGGGGCCCGGGCGGCGCCGGAGUGGACUCUGGUCCCGGGAGCGCGAUCGGCGCCGGAACGCGGACCCGGAGGCACCGGAAUGCAAACAAAGCUCGCGGGCGCCCGUGCAGGGCUCUCGACGGAGCCCGGAAAGUUUGUUUUAUGAUGGCUUGAGAGCGCGAGUGAGUCGGACGAGGAGGAUCGAGUGGCUCGCUCCCGCGCUCGGAGAGAUGCUUGUCCCGUGAGCCCGCCGCGCCGGGGGCUCGUGCUGUGGGGGCACCUGUCUCUCGUUUUAGCAGUUUAUUUGUUUUUUUUUUUUUUUCCCCUUUUGAGGAGGGGCUGUAACUCAUCAUGUCGAAAGUGAUCCAGAAGAAGAACCACUGGACUGGCCGCGUUCACGAGUGCACCGUGAAGCGGGGACCCCAGGGCGAGCUGGGAGUGACGGUGCUGGGGGGCGCGGAGCACGGGGAGUUUCUGUACGUGGGGGCGGUGGCGGCAGCCGAGGUGGCGGUGCUUCCCGGCUGCGGCGAGGGCCCGAAGCUAGCCGAAGGUGAGCUGCUGUUGGAGGUGCAGGGGGUCCGGGUGUCCGGCUUGCCCCGCUAUGACGUGCUGGGAGUCAUCGACAGCUGCAAGGAGGCCGUCACCUUCAGAGCCGUCAGACAAGGAGGACGGCUCAACAAGGACCUGCGACACUUCCUCAACCAGCGGUUCCAGAAGGGGUCUCCGGAUCAUGAGCUCCAGCAGACCAUAAGGGACAACCUCUACCGCCAUGCCGUGCCUUGCACAACCCGAUCUCCCAGAGAAGGAGAAGUGCCUGGCGUGGAUUACAGCUUUCUGACUGUGAAAGAGUUCUUGGACCUCGAGCAGAGCGGGACCCUGCUGGAAGUCGGCACCUAUGAAGGAAACUAUUAUGGGACACCCAAACCUCCCAGCCAGCCAGUCAGUGGGAAAGUGACCACGACGGAUGCCUUGCACAGCCUUCAGUCCGGCUCCAAGCAGUCGACCCCUAAGCGAACAAAGUCCUACAAUGAUAUGCAAAAUGCUGGCAUAGUCCACACGGAGAAUGAGGAGGAGGAUGAUGUUCCUGAAAUGAACAGUAGCUUUACAGCCGAUUCUGGAGACCAGGACGAGCACACUCUCCAAGAAGCAACGCUCCCGCCUGUGAAUAGUAGCAUCCUCGCCGCUCCCAUCACGGACCCUUCUCAGAAGUUCCCUCAGUACCUACCUCUUUCUGCAGAGGAUAACUUAGGUCCUCUACCUGAAAACUGGGAGAUGGCCUAUACCGAAAAUGGAGAAGUCUAUUUUAUAGACCAUAACACAAAGACAACAUCAUGGUUAGACCCUCGGUGCCUGAAUAAACAGCAGAAGCCUCUGGAAGAAUGUGAAGAUGAUGAAGAAGGGGUACACACCGAGGAGCUGGACAGUGAACUAGAGCUGCCUGCCGGCUGGGAGAAGAUUGAAGACCCUGUUUACGGUGUCUACUAUGUAGACCACAUCAACAGGAAGACGCAAUAUGAAAACCCAGUCCUAGAAGCCAAAAGGAAGAAACAGCUUGAGCAGCAGCAGCAGCAGCAACAACAGCAGCAGCAGCAGCAGCAGCAGCAGCAGCAGCCUCAGCCACCACAGCCAGAAGAAUGGACAGAAGAUCAUGCAUCCCUUGUGCCCCCUGUUGCUCCUUCCCAUCCCCAGAGCAAUUCGGAGCCAGCCAGGGAAGCUCCACUUCAGGGCAAACCUUUUUUUACAAGAAACCCUUCUGAGCUGAAAGGCAAGUUCAUUCACACGAAGCUACGGAAAAGCAGUCGUGGCUUUGGCUUCACGGUGGUUGGAGGGGAUGAACCGGAUGAGUUCCUGCAGAUCAAGAGCCUGGUCCUAGAUGGUCCUGCUGCCCUGGAUGGCAAGAUGGAGACAGGGGAUGUAAUUGUCAGCGUGAAUGACACCUGUGUUUUGGGACACACACAUGCUCAAGUUGUAAAAAUCUUCCAGUCCAUUCCUAUUGGUGCCAGUGUGGACCUUGAACUCUGCAGAGGUUAUCCAUUGCCUUUUGACCCGGAUGACCCUAAUACAAGUUUAGUGACCUCGGUGGCCAUUUUGGACAAAGAACCAAUUAUUGUGAAUGGACAAGAGACGUAUGAUUCACCAGCAAGCCACAGUAGUAAAACGGGCAAAGUCAGCAGCAUGAAGGAGGCCAGACCAAGCAGCCCUGCAGACGUGGCUUCCAACAGUUCCCAUGGUUAUCCCAACGACACGGUCUCUUUGGCUUCCUCCAUAGCCACGCAGCCAGAGCUGAUAACUGUGCACAUAGUCAAAGGGCCAAUGGGCUUUGGCUUCACGAUUGCAGAUAGUCCCGGUGGGGGCGGCCAAAGAGUGAAGCAGAUUGUUGACAGUCCCCGCUGCCGAGGCCUCAAAGAAGGGGAUCUUAUUGUGGAAGUGAAUAAGAAGAACGUGCAGGCUCUGACGCACAACCAAGUCGUGGAUAUGCUGAUUGAGUGUCCAAAGGGAAGUGAGGUCACGCUGUUGGUGCAGCGAGGAGGGCUACCAGUUCCCAAGAAGAGUCCAAAGUCGCAGCCACUGGAGAGGAAAGACAGCCAGAACAGCUCCCAGCACAGUGUCUCCAGCCACCGGAGCCUGCACACGGCAUCCCCGAGUCACAGCACACAGGUGCUCCCCGAGUACCCACCCGCAGACGCCCCUGCUCCAGAUCAGACCGACAGCUCUGGGCAGAAAAAACCAGAUCCUUUUAAAAUCUGGGCCCAGUCCAGGAGCAUGUAUGAAAACCGACCCAUGUCGCCUUCGCCUGCAUCAGGACUGAGCAAGGGUGAAAGAGACAGAGAGAUCAGUUCCACGAGUUUUGGAGAAUGUCAGAUUCCAGAUUAUCAGGAACAGGACAUCUUCCUCUGGAGAAAAGAGACCGGAUUUGGAUUUAGGAUUCUGGGUGGAAAUGAGCCAGGGGAACCUAUUUAUAUCGGUCACAUCGUACCACUGGGUGCUGCUGACACAGACGGCCGCCUGAGGUCUGGAGAUGAAUUAAUCUGUGUGGAUGGGACACCAGUAAUUGGAAAAUCACACCAGCUUGUGGUCCAGCUUAUGCAACAGGCUGCCAAGCAAGGCCAUGUCAAUCUCACAGUGAGGCGCAAAGUGGUGUUUGCUGUCCCCAAAGCAGAGAAUGAGGUGCCCUCUCCAGCUUCAUCGCACCACAGUAGCAACCAGCCGGCCUCUCUGACGGAAGAGAAGCGCACGCCACAGGGCAGCCAGAACUCGCUGAACACGGUGAGCUCGGGCAGCGGCAGCACCAGCGGCAUCGGCAGCGGCGGCGGCGGGGGCAGCGGCGUGGUCAGUGCGGUGCUGCAGCCCUAUGACGUGGAGAUUCGCCGCGGGGAGAACGAGGGCUUUGGGUUCGUCAUCGUGUCCUCCGUGAGCAGGCCUGAAGCGGGCACAACCUUUGCAGGCAAUGCAUGUGUGGCUAUGCCUCACAAAAUAGGUCGGAUUAUUGAGGGGAGCCCUGCUGACCGCUGUGGCAAGCUGAAAGUAGGAGACCGGAUCUUGGCAGUAAAUGGAUGUUCCAUCACCAACAAAUCCCAUUCUGACAUUGUCAACCUAAUCAAAGAAGCGGGCAACACAGUGACCCUCCGGAUCAUCCCCGGGGAUGAGUCCUCAAAUGCCACACUGCUGACCAAUGCUGAGAAGAUCGCCACCAUCACCACUACUCAUGCCCCUUCUCAGCAGGGGACCCAGGAAACCAGGAAUACCACCAAACCAAAGCAGGAUUCUCAGUUUGAGUUCAAGGGACCACAGACUGCACAGGAGCAAGAUUUUUACACUGUGGAACUGGAAAGAGGAGCCAAGGGAUUUGGCUUUAGUCUUCGAGGGGGACGAGAGUAUAAUAUGGACCUCUAUGUUCUGCGCUUAGCAGAGGAUGGUCCUGCAGAAAGAUGUGGAAAGAUGAGGAUUGGUGACGAAAUUCUAGAGAUCAAUGGUGAGACCACCAAAAACAUGAAACAUUCUCGGGCCAUAGAACUGAUAAAGAAUGGUGGCCGCAGAGUUCGUCUGUUUCUGAGGCGGGGAGACGGCUCAGUCCCAGAAUAUGCGAUGAUACCUCCUAAUAUCGCUGCAUGUAUGAGAAAUGAAAAGCUCGGGGAGGCUUGCUUCUACCUUAUGGGCCAUAAUCAAACUACGACCCCAGCAGCGACCGGAACGGCCCCUCCACCGGUGCACAAGGUGUUCCGGAAGUGAGGCCCGGGCCGCCAGACCGCAGACCGCAUCCGGCCUUGGAGUCCAGUUACCCACCCGAUCUUCACAACUCAUCACAACAUGGGGAAAAGCGGGCACACGCGAAGGAUCCAAAAGGCAGCAGGGAGCACAGCAGACAACCCAACGAACACCACACCUGGAACGGAACUUCUAGAAAACCCGACAGUGGGGCAUGCCGGCCCAAAGACCGGCCACCCGAUGCAUGGAGAGACGCACAGCCGGAGCGGACAGCCACCAAUGGCCCCAAGAAGAGGUCUCCGGAGAAGCGCCGGGAAGGCACCCGCAGCGCUGACAACACUUUGGAAAGGAGGGAGAGGCAUGAGAAGAGGAGGGAGGUGUCCCCUGAGAGGAAGCGAGAGCGGUCACCCACCCGGAGAAGAGACAGCUCCCCCAGCCGCCGGCGGAGGUCCCUCGAAAGACUCCUGGAUCAGAGACGGUCCCCAGAGCGCAGAAGAGGGGGCUCGCCUGAGAGGAGAGCCAAGUCCACCGACAGGAGGAGGGCCAGGUCCCCGGAGCGCAGGCGAGAGCGGUCUCUGGACAAAAGGAACCGGGAUGACAAAGUUGGCCACCGAGAAAAGGAGGAGGCUGGUCUGAAGGCUGAUGCCGGGAGAAGCCCCAGAAAUCCCCCGGAGCAGAGAAGGCGGCCUUAUAAAGAAUGUAGCACCGACCUCAGCAUCUGAGACUCUGAGUCACAUUGCAACCUUUACCGUGUCAAAGGUUCUAAGAGGGAGGUCGCAAACAUGAAAUAGUUUAGUUUCUUACCUGAGGCAGCAUCUGACACCUGACAGACCUAUGAAUAGUAAUGGACAUUUUAUGCAUUUGAAAUCUUAUAAGAAAAAAAUAUAUAUGAAAAGUCUUGUGCCUGAUGUAUAAUAUUAAAGAAAGUAUUUUUAAAUGCAUACUUUUUUUUUUUUUUUUUUUAAAAUCAUUUGCCAAAAUAAUGGCCCAAAGGGAUGUACAUUUUGUUUCUUCACAAGCUAUAGAAUUGUUGAGAAUUGUUUCCUCUUUGGGGCAAGAUCUUUCUCUUCUAGAAAAUGGGGCUGUUGGUCAUGUCCUCAAAGUAAAUGCAAUUAAAUCUAACUCAGUAUAAACUGUUAGAAGUGAUAUAGUGCUGUAUUGUAAACCCUUGUUUUUCAGAAAAGCAGAACACAAAAAGUAAAGUUCUACUUGUACAAACUGAGGACCUUUUAGGAUGGAUUAGGGUGGUCAGGCUGUGUGACAGAAUACUACUGCAAAUGAAGGAUAUUUAUGACUACAGUGCACAGCGCUCAGAAAUUUUAUGAUCUUGAGUUACAGUUGGUUCAAAGAAUGGUUUGUGCUCUCCCUGGCCCAGGAAGGUGCAGAAACAAGAAGCUUGGCUGCCAUUAACCAAAUACAGCCUUAGCUCUGAUGGUCAGGUUCAUCAGCUCCACCACAGAAUACAUCUCACUUACAGCAGUGCCCGCCACAGCUUGUCAUCCUCUAGAAGGAACAGACAAGCUGCUUCUGGGUUGUCUGGUCCAAUAUGAAGCUGAGGAAAUGGAAUGUAGGACCUUAUGCUUAUGGGAUGAGGGAGGUGUAAAUGUCUCCAACAUGGAAAGGUUUAGCAUAAUCUCAUGGAGCAGAGGAGUGGACGUUGGUGGAAGAACCCUCUCUCAUGAUAUUUAAAAAGCAUUGGGGCUGCUUAUUCCCUUCAUAGCUGACUAUGCACUUUGAAAGCGCAAUCCAAGUCUGAAGGACGGAAGGGCAAGGAAGAAACUGGGAAACCUCCAUCCCCAUGACCCUGUUCUUUAUUUGGGGGGACAGCAAAAUAAAAUGUAAUGGUUUUCUUUCUAAGAUAGACCCAUUUUCUGAACCCUCAGGAGGUGUGGCUGGGUCAGCUGUAGCCCUGAGAAGUGGUUUAAGUGGAUUACUGCCUAGCUGAGCCAAAGUGUUUGCUUGGACCUGUUGGACCGACCGCUGCAGCAGAGCACUGCUGACAGUGCGUUUGUAUCUCUGUAGUACUGUUUCACAUUUCCCAUUCAGACACAAAAACUUUGCAAGUCAAUCACUGUUGUUCCCAUGGUACUGUAUUAGGGGAGGGGAGAAAAAAGAAAAAAAAAAACCAGCCAAUCAUUGUAUGUAGAGUUUAAAAUUGUAAUUAAUAGAGCCUGUUGGAAAAAAAAUUAAACAACUGUUGCCUUUUUUUGUAUAAAAGAGAA